AUGAUGGAGGACUUCAAUAUGGAGGACGCUGAAGGCACAGCGCGACCUCCACCAACACCUAGGCUAGCACCAGUUGCUAUGGCAGUAACAACACCAAACACAGUCGAAAUGACCGAUGAAGACGCAUACGGCCCUGCAGCAUCCGGCGUCUCCGAAAACGCUGCCGACAACGCCAGCAAUCCUCAUCACUCCGGCCGAGCACUGGAUGGCUGGAGCCUUCUGACUGGCGAGAGUGGUGCUUCAUCACAUCGGGCUAGUACGCCACGCUCUCAUUCGGCUUCGACCUUAGAGGAAGCUGUGGUACCUAGCGUCGAAGACCAGCAUCAAGAUCUUCCACAAGCAUACCGGUCCGAACCUUCGCACUCUGCAAUUGGGCGGCGUUCCACCAUUGACGGCUCAACAUUGCGACCGCGCUCAGCCACGCCUGUAUCGCUCAGCCCGUUCAUGAUGUCCAAGUCGCUAGUGCGUGGUGCAGCUACUCUGGAAGCAGCAAUGCGCAAACCGCACCCAACGCUGUCAGAACGCUAUCAAUGGGCAACUCAGAUGUUUGCAAUCGCGCUCGACUUUGAUCAGCGCGCAGUAUAUUCUUACGCUUUCGACCACUACGUCAAGGCUGAAAAAUGCUACCGUAUCUGCAGGGAAGCGGAAUAG
Molecule: messenger RNA, 651 nt
Organism: Cercospora beticola
Lineage: Eukaryota; Fungi; Ascomycota; Dothideomycetes; Mycosphaerellales; Mycosphaerellaceae
Source: RefSeq, a predicted model, not a curated record